AUGAUAGAGAUUCCGGGAAGAUUUAACCAAACAGCGGCGGCUUUUGACGUUGCGGCGGCGCGUGCACGUCCACCGUGCGACAGCAGCAGCGGAAGCGAUCACUCUCCGGAGGACACAGCGGAUCUUUGGGAUCUGGUCGAAUCAUUUAUCGACAGAGAAGUGAGAGUCUUACCAGAAAAGGUUCCUGAAGAAGAUAACGACGAGGAUAAAUCGGACGUUGAUGAAGAGGAUUACGAAGAUGUUAAAGAGAGGUUAAGGGAGAUUUUGGAAAAUCCCGGAGGCAAAGAGCGGCGGAGAAUAAUGGAAGAGGCGGUAAAGGCAAGUGGUUUCGUCGGAGAGAAACGCCACAUGAUGGCUUUCCUACGUAACAAGGGUUUUGACGCAGGUCUAUGCAAAUCCCGGUGGGAGAGAUUUGGUAAGAACACGCCCGGGAGGUAUGAGUACGUUGACGUAAACGGAGAAGAUAAGAACCGUUUUAUCGUCGAGACAAAUCUUGCCGGAGAAUUCGAGAUUGCUCGGCCUACGACAAGAUACCUUUCUCUCUUAGCUCAACUGCCGCGUGUCUUUGUUGGAACACCCGAGGAGCUGAAGCAGCUUGUGAGGAUCAUGUGCUUUGAGAUAAGACGGUCGAUGAGGCGAGCGGGGAUUGACGUGCCACCAUGGAGGAGGAACGGUUAUUUGCAAGCCAAGUGGUUCGGUCACUAUAAACGAACCUCUAAUGAAGUGGUUACUAGCUUUAAGAGCUGUGACUGUGGACCGCGCGUGGGGUUUGAGGAAGUGGUUAAAACGGCGACGUAUAACGGUGGUUUUAAGGAGGUGGAGAGGAAGAUGAAUGAUUUAAAGGUUAGCCAUCUUACGAUGGCUUUCAACGGAGGUGGGCUGGGGUUGUAGUUGUCAUAGAAUAAAGUAUGAGUUGAUAAUUGAUAAUUAUUAUUUUGUAAAUGUAGAUGAGUUUUGGGGUAUAGUGAUUGGUUUGGUUUGCAACAUGGGCUUUUUUAAUUUAGGCCCGUUAUAUUAAUGGCCCAAAGACUUUGUACUUCCGAUUAAAUGUUUAAACUAUGUAAACGUAUAUCUAUGUUUAGUACUUUAGUCAUCCCAACUUAA
Messenger RNA from Eutrema salsugineum, 1104 nucleotides. RefSeq lists its product as uncharacterized. The transcript has 2 exons. The record is from RefSeq and is a predicted model, not a curated record. NCBI's taxonomy places the organism in Eukaryota, Viridiplantae, Streptophyta, Magnoliopsida, Brassicales, Brassicaceae. Bases 1 to 891 code for a protein of 296 amino acids.